Plasmodium inui San Antonio 1 is the source of this 2985-nucleotide messenger RNA. RefSeq lists its product as hypothetical. The transcript has a single exon. The record is from RefSeq and is a predicted model, not a curated record. The coding region runs from base 1 to 2985 and encodes 994 amino acids. NCBI's taxonomy places the organism in Eukaryota, Apicomplexa, Aconoidasida, Haemosporida, Plasmodiidae. Gene Ontology annotation, molecular function: RNA binding.
AUGAAGGGAGACACUGGAGUGGAUAAUACUCCCAUGAGGGACGACGCUGAAGAGACACAAAGCCAAGUCAAUGAUACUCUCCCAUUUGGUAAACAUAUCGAACAUACGAAACAUAUGAAGCAUAUGAACCAUAUUGAAAAACUCAAAAUAAAUAGCGUCUCAACAGGAGUGGAUUCUCACAGAAGUUCAGCAAAGUCAAGUUCAAACCAGAUUACGUUCGAAGAAGCCACUCAGUAUGCCCUAUCUAGAUUAUCCAAGAGAUAUAACCAAAGGGAUGAUGUCGUGGAGACACUAACCAUCACAGAGGGAGGAAAACAGGAACAUCAUUCCACAGAAAGGAAGGAAAAGGUUAAUUACAAAUUAGACAUACCUAAUUUGGGAGAGUACCACCUUGGGGGGGAUAAUCUGGAGGGUCAACCGACCAGUGGUAGACACCCGAAUGGAGACACACAAAUAUUGGGAAAGAGCCUCACAAAUGAUUUUCUCCAUAUCAGUGGUGCUUCCUAUAAAUCAAAGAAGGAAGGAGUCUUUUUCAAUAACCUCCAGAAGGUAGCUACUUCCCACAUGGAAGAAGAUUAUGUCCACAUAUGGGGGGAUGACAGCCUAUUGCCAUGUGAAUACAACUUGGAACAAUUUGGACUGGACAUUUAUGGGGCAAUGGAGGAGGAGCAUAAGCAGGAGGAACAACGGAAGCAGGAGGAAGAAUCCAUUCGGGGGGAAGACAGAGGGAACAACCUUUUGGAGUUAACGAAGCAGCACAGUUUGACUGAAAAUCGAGGUGACAAUUGGCACCAGGAUAAACUGACUAAACGGGGUGAUAAAAUGGCGGUAGAAGACAACAAACGGGGGAUCGGUACACGUAGAACGAAUCGGGUUGGAAUCAGCGGGGGGGUUAACCCAGACUGGGGGAUAACAUAUGCACAAAAUGGAUUAGCAGAGAUGACCCUCCCUCCGCGUUCCACAGCUUCCGAUUUGCUCACCUCAUUUUUUCCUCCACCCGGGAGGUCGCAUCUGCUAGGGGGGGAAUUAGCCACCUCUGCAGUCAGCUCUGCACGAACCGCUGAUCUCACCGCUGCACUCACCCAUGUGAGCAAGUUCGAAGCCUUCCUCAGGGACGAAAUCCUCCAACAGACGCUCAACCAAAACUACUAUUACGACUUAAGGACCGACCAAGUGUGGGUGCCCGGGGAAGAUGCAGGAGGAGACGUUUUGGGCAGAUCAGACGGGGAGGGAUCCCCCCCACGUGAGGAGGCUACGCAUCGGACAACUAUACAUGGGGAAACUACCCCGGUGGCCGCUUCCAUUGGGACAAUUAACAACCAUGGGCUUUUACCCCCAUUUGGGCUUUUCCCAAAUGAGAGCCAAGUAGCGAAUGGUUCUCACGGAGAAGGGAGGAUCCCCAAGUCGGGGGACCCAAACUUCAAAAUGAUGGAGGACCCCUUUUUGAAGAUAGCGCAAGACGCGCUGUUCACGAAGAGGACAGAAGAAUUCCCCCUUUUGGAUGAUCGUGCGCUCUUCCCAUUUUAUGACCACCAUGGAAAUCCAUCUGUUCAGGAAAAGGAACAGCCCCAAAUAGGAACCUUUACGGACGAGAAGGAAACUUACAUGCAGUAUAUGUUAGGGGAGAAUUUCAUUUUGGACAAACUGGGGACACAUCACAAGGAGGAAGAAAUGGAAACGGGUAGAAUUGAUAAGGGAGGAAACCAAUCGGCGUCACCAAACUGCGUUCCGUUGGGAAGACACUUUAGAGAGACUCACAAAGAAGAUUACACCGCUUUGCAAAGAGGCGACAACUGGGGAAACGUCCAAAUGGGGAAUAACACAAAUUUGACGCGUCUGACCCAGAUGGAGGAAACGCUGCUUUCGCAAAGAAAUCGUUUUGCACUGUCUCUGUGCGAAACGGAGGGGAUGGACUUCACCAAUUCGUGUAACGUUGGCGGGGAAAACCGAUGGGGUGAGAAGCGGCAAGAUGGUGAAGUUACCCCUUCGUACCAUUUCGCGUACGAAAUGCCUGGACCCUACGAUGACCAUCAACCAGACCUAGGCGCGGAACACGAUUGGAACGUGGCCAAUCAGCCCAAUAGCUACAACUCCUGCUGUGGUAACUUCUUCCUCAAUUACGCGAUGGAAGAGGAGAAAAAGAGAAAAAACAAAAAUAAAACGCAGCACGAUGAUGGGUUCAGAACUUCUUCUGAUAGUGUAUUGCCACAGGAUUGCGAUAUACAGAGAAGCAGCAUGGUUAAACAUACUGAGGAGGGGAACCAAAAGGAUAAUCACAAUGGAGAGAAUGUCACGCUCGGUAAGAGGCUGUCGAAAUCUCUGGCUAAAUACACCUUAAUCGUCAAUGUGCCAUCGAAUACCACACGGAAGGAUCUCCUAUCCGUGUUUAGCAAAUUCGGGAAUGUAGACUUAACCAUGGUCGUCUGCGAUAAGAAAUCAAGACACCCCAACAAGGAAUGGACAGCAACAUCGGGGUACGCCUUUGUCCGAUUUUCAACAAAUAUGGAAGCACGGAGGACUCUCAACGCUGCAUGUGCAGGUGGAAUUCGCAUUAGAGGAAGCAGAGUUCGCGCAACGUGGGCAAAAAAAGAUUCUUAUUCAAAAAGGGAAAAAGAAAUAACCUUUAAAAUCCCCUCAUCGAUACUUCUCAUCAAUAUAGACGAAUUUAUCUGCUCAAUAUGCAAAAUAAAUUUGUCUUAUGAACCCAUAUUAUUUCCAUGUUGCUAUUCUUCCUGUUGCUCCGAUUGCUUAAGGGGAUACCUCGUCCUCCACGCGGUUAGGCCAAACAUACAAUGUCCCAGCUGUUCCGUACACCUGUCAGAUGGACUAAUCAAAAUCGAUGAACACUCCAGUGGAGUUAUGGCCCUGUUGUACAAAAUUCACUCCAACGUUAAAAUUAAGUGCCAAAAUGACAAUUGCAAGUGGGUUGGCUCUCAGAAUCAGUACGUCAACCAUUUCUUUUCCUGCAAGUUUGGUCUCGCAUAG